Messenger RNA from Papilio polytes (common Mormon), 1470 nucleotides. RefSeq lists its product as uncharacterized. The transcript is spliced from 6 exons. The coding region runs from base 182 to 1432 and encodes 416 amino acids. The record is from RefSeq and is a predicted model, not a curated record. Lineage: Eukaryota; Metazoa; Arthropoda; Insecta; Lepidoptera; Papilionidae.
CAGAAAUUAUGUGACUUUCGGCAAAUCACCAUCAUAGAUCUUCAUAAAAAUAUAUUGAUUUUGUAAUCGUAACUAUUUCUAAAUUAAUAUUUCCGAUAGUGUUGUACAACCCGUGUUUGUGACAAUGUGCUUAUGCUUUAAAUAAAUAUUAACUAUUUUUCCACGGCAAUAAUCUAAAUAAAUGGAAACGCGACAUCCCGCUAAAAAGGCCAAGCGAGUCCAGUCAUGGUAUCUAUACGAGCAAUACAAAUCACUGGAGAAAAACCAAAUUGACGGAGCACAAGUGUUGAGAGAUAGAACAUGUCAAGAGAAGAUAUUGUACAAGGAGUUGGAGGAGCGACGCGCGCGGCGGCAUUAUUGCAACCAGCUGGGGUCCUGCCAGAGCGAGGGUCGCAUGCAGAGCUGCAUCGGCAGCGAAGCGGGCACCCUCACUAGUGUCAGCACAGACGACUUCAUAGACAAUUUCUGCGGCUUUCAAGAAUCAGACGAGACCAUCGUAAAUUCAGAUCAAACAUACGAUGUCGCUUACGAACGAACCAAAUAUAACGCGGAAGAACCCUCCAAAACUUUAGAGAAAGAAAUCGAGACCAAUUCAGACCUUCCUACAGAGUUGAAGGUGGUUAAGCAAAAUAUCGAAGACAGUGUUAAUAUGCAACUUGAAACUAUGAAAGAAAAUAUUCAGAGUUUAGAGAAAUAUGCUAAACAGUCUUUUGUAGAUAAAACCGAGAAGCCAAUAGUGAAAUCUCUGAAACAUUGCACCAUUUACAAAACGGCGGAGUAUGACAAUAGUUUGUUGGCGAUAUGGUCUGGUUUGGUCUCUUUUGCUUAUCAAGUAAUGCGGCUGAAUCGUGGCAAUUGUUACUACGACUGCAGCACUCAACUUCUGACCGCUGUGUUGCUUUGCGACAUUCUAUGGAAGGGGGUAAAUAAAAUGUUCUUGGGGCUAUUUCAGCAUGAUCCGCAGCACAAGCAACGUAUCCAAACAAGAAUUUCUUUGUGGAAAUCCAUUUCGAAAUUACAGGCGCCCUACGUUUCGCCUAUUAAAUUUGAAAAUUACGAACUCGACAUCGGCAACAAUAAUUACAGAAAGAGACAUUACACUCCCUCACAUGUAUCUAAAGGAACACAAAGAUCAAGCAUUACAAAGGAACACAUAAAAUUGAUAAACAGUGGACGACGGAAUAGAAGAAAUGUAAGAAAUAAAAUAAUAGAUGAUGGCCAUGCUUGUAAUUGUUUAAGAAGCGUUGAAACGUUUUCUCCCAGAAUACGGAUGUUCAACAGUUCGACGACAAACAGAUGGCUCGAGGAGAGCAAUCUACCAAAGCGUUCGUGUAGUCAAAAUUGUAGUUGUCGUAAAGUGAAGAAAGUUGUUAAUCCUAUGAUCAAAUUGUCUCGAUAUAUAGACAGCGUGUUAAAAGAUCUUGAAGAGUAAAAAAAUGUUUUGUUGUUAAUAAAUAUAUACCACCCCAA